AUGCAUAUAAAGAAAGAAAAUGUUCUACAAAACAACACGGCACCAAACAAAUUCAUCCUUCUGGGUCUUUCUGAAGAAUACCAUAUACAAAGCAUACUUUUCUCCAUUUUUCUGGGAAUCUACAUCAAUGCUUUGACUGGAAAUCUUCUAAUCAUUCUCCUUACAUUGGUUGACCAAACCCUACAAACACCCAUGUAUUUUUUCCUAAGGAAUCUAUCCUUCCUUGAGAUAUGUUUCACAUCAGCUAUUGUCCCCAAGAUGCUUCACAAUUUCUGCUCAGGGAAUAAAUCCAUCUCCUUUAUGGGUUGUGCUCUGCAGAAUUAUUUUGCAUUGUUUUUGGGUGGAACAGAAUGUUUCCUCUUGGCCUCAAUGGCUUAUGAUCGUUAUGUUGCCAUUUGCAAACCUCUGCACUACUCUGUCCUAAUGGGGCAAAAAGUUUAUACUAACUUAGCUGUAGCUUCUUGGUUAAGUGGAUUUUUCAUGUCCUUUGGCCAUACAACUAUGGUAUUCACGAUGCCCUUUUGUAAUUCUAAUGUUAUCAAUCAUUAUUUUUGUGAUAUUCCUCCAUUACUGAAAUUGGCUUGUGGGAACACGUUUAGAAUUGAAAUAACUGAUUUUGUAGUUGUAGUGAUUUUUGCAACUUUUCCUUUUCUUCUGAUUUUAAUGUCUUACUCUGGAAUCAUUGCUGCCAUUUCAAAGAUCUCAUCCUCUGAGGGCCGGAAAAAGACCUUUUCCACUUGCUCCUCACAUCUCAUUGUUGUGACCUUAUUCUUUGGUUCUGCUUGUAUUAAGUAUAUGAAACCCAAUUCCACUUAUUUUCCAAAUACAGACAAAUACCUCUCCCUUUUUCAUACAAUCAUUAGCCCUGCUUUAAACCCUGUCAUAUACAGUUUGAGGAACAAAGAAGUGAAAGGUGCCUUUAUGAGAUUCUGGGAAAGAACACCAUUGGAUUGA
This is a messenger RNA of Pantherophis guttatus, 954 nucleotides long. Its product is annotated as olfactory receptor 10AG1-like. Gene Ontology annotation, cellular component: membrane. Gene Ontology annotation, molecular function: olfactory receptor activity; G protein-coupled receptor activity. NCBI's taxonomy places the organism in Eukaryota, Metazoa, Chordata, Lepidosauria, Squamata, Colubridae. The record is from RefSeq and is a predicted model, not a curated record. Gene Ontology annotation, biological process: G protein-coupled receptor signaling pathway.